Molecule: messenger RNA, 381 nt
Organism: Orbilia oligospora ATCC 24927
Lineage: Eukaryota; Fungi; Ascomycota; Orbiliomycetes; Orbiliales; Orbiliaceae
Exons: 1
Coding region: 1-381 (126 amino acids)
Source: RefSeq, a predicted model, not a curated record
AUGUCUGGGCACGAGACAAAAGAUGGGUACCAAGUGUGCUACGCUUGUGUAUUCAGCCGUACUAGGCAGUCACGGCCGGAUAUGAGCUUCUUGCAAUAUGCCCCCAACCAGCUGAUACACGGUUUGCAUCUACGAACAGCCCUUCAUGGCCUGUCGCCGAACGAAAACCUGCCUAUUGUGGAAUCAGCACAGGAAAUAGCGGACAGGAGGGUAACUUACCGAGCGGAUGCCAUAGAUUCCAUGCAGCUUGCGGCUAAGGCAAUGGAACGAAACACAAACGAGCGCCUGAAAGACAUGUCUUUCGACGUUGGGGAUUGGGUGUUAUUAAUACAGACUCGUCUUGUUUAUAAACUCGAAUGCAAACGCAUGAGCCUCUCUUGA